UGGCAGCUCAAGAGUAGUGACAUGUAGAACACGGACCACGACCAAUUGCAAAGUCGUGCGUGCUUGUGAUGAUGACUAAUUAGUCACUCUACCUCUCUAGACAUUUUGUUUCGAGGCUAAAAGUAACCCCUUCUCGGAUAGUUGUUUUAAGUUAUAGCCUAGCUUGUUAUCGGGUUUGUGAGAACAGACCUCCGGUCAUGUGUUCUUCAACAAGUCGCUUAAAAAGCUCGGUUCUCUAUCGUGGAUCAAGCUGUUUUUAAAUGAGAAUUACGAAUAGUCUUCAGCUUGUUGACCUCUCGCCUCUGAAGAGCGAGCCGUGCCAAAGAUCAUGCCUGAGCCAGCGAAGAUGAGAAAACCCGACGUGAAAGUCGUGAUAUUGGGUGACAUGAACGUUGGAAAAACUUCGCUGCUUCAUCGGUACACAGAGAGAAAAUUUAAAGACACUAUCAGCACCGUUGGUGGAGCCUUCUUCUUGAAACAAUGGGGACCUUACAACAUCUCUAUCUGGGAUACCGCUGGCCGAGAGCAGUUCCACGGCCUGGGCUCCAUGUACUGCCGUGGCGCCGCGGCGGUCAUCCUCACGUACGACGUCACCAACUGGCAGAGCCUGGCCGAGCUGGAGGACCGCUUCCUGUCCCUCACCGACACGGCCAACGCCGACUGCAUCUUCGCCAUCGUGGGCAACAAGGCCGACCUGACGGAGUCUGGCGCCCCCGUUGCCGGGCCCGAGGACGGCCAGGGACAGCAGGAGGGUGCGGGGACUGAACACCAGCCUGACGGAGGUGGAGGUGGGGUUGGCGUUGGCAGCGGAAGUGUGUCCCUGGUCCCGAAGCAGGUGAGCCAGGAGGACGCGUUGGCGCUGUAUGCCCGCGUGCUCCGCUACAAGGGUCUGGAGGGCGAGACGUGCCCGCCCGCCGAGCGCCUGUGCUUCGAGACCAGCGCCAAGACGGGCUACCAGGUGGACGAGCUCUUCGAGACCAUCUUCGACAUGGUGCUGCCCUCUAUCCUGAAGAAGAGGAGCCAGGGCGAGCCGUCCACCGUGGACCUGGAGGACUGCCGGGUCGCCAAGACCACCAAGGGCGGCUGCUGCGCGUGAUUGGAUGGGGGAGGGAUGGUCGGAUGGUCCUGCAGGGUCAGGUGACCUCUUCGGUCCCCUAUGAGAGAAAGCUGUUUGGCGCACUAUUGAGAGGGUUGUUGAAGCUGCCAAUUCGCUCAGUCCAAAGACCAGUUUGUUUUGGGGGACGCUGAUAAUCUGUGCAUGUCUGAGUCGAUGAAAGGACUGAGGACUAUGGUUUGAGGUGGCCCCCCCUCCUUUGGAAACUAAACUGGCCUACACCCUCCCGUUUCAUGCGGAUUCGUAUUCAAAGGCUAUUCAAACAAUCAACAGGACAAGUUGAAAACUCCAAACAAAAGUCUGCGUGACUAGCAGACAUAGAGUCAAAAGUGCACAUUUGUGAGGUUGAUUUUUUUGCCUUAAAGACAGUACUGUGUGUGUGUGUGUGUGUGUGUGUGUGUGUGUAUGGGGAGCAGCAUUUAGUGACAUACUGCGAAUCAGUCACUGAAAUACUUUUCUUGUUGAAUGUUAACGGACUGAGGGGCAGUUGCUAAAAGCACUUAAAGGGCAGAUGUGGAAAUCUUUACCCCUUCGUCUGCAAUGACACUGAACAUGCUUUCCGUUUGCAAGGAAGCUUUUUUUGUAAAAUAAAUAAUAAAAAAUACACAAUCAGUGUUAAGUGAUUAUGCUUGAAUAAAACAAAAUCAUGUUUUAUCAAUUCAUGUAAGGCAUCACAGGAAAUUGCAUAUAUAAGAUUAUUUUUUCUAAGUAUGUGUGUAUACAAAUAAAUAUUUCACUGUUUCUAUCA
This is a messenger RNA of Sardina pilchardus (European sardine), 1862 nucleotides long. It is a transcript of the gene rab20, whose product is annotated as RAB20, member RAS oncogene family. Bases 329 to 1096 code for a protein of 255 amino acids. The record is from RefSeq and is a predicted model, not a curated record. The transcript has 2 exons. Gene Ontology annotation, molecular function: GTP binding; GTPase activity. Gene Ontology annotation, cellular component: endomembrane system. NCBI's taxonomy places the organism in Eukaryota, Metazoa, Chordata, Actinopteri, Clupeiformes, Clupeidae. Gene Ontology annotation, biological process: intracellular protein transport.